Chara braunii is the source of this 3562-nucleotide messenger RNA. The record is from the annotation of a GenBank genome assembly. NCBI's taxonomy places the organism in Eukaryota, Viridiplantae, Streptophyta, Charophyceae, Charales, Characeae.
ACUUCCAGUGGAUGCCCGUUCCCCCGACCGGUCGAUUGUCGAAAUCGCAUUACAAUGUGCUCAUGGCACAAUUGCGGGAGUAUUUGCACACUGCAGUACCAACUCCAUUGAUGGACGCCGGAGUAGAGGUUGUCGACCUUCAGGAGUACAUCGUGAAGAUCGACCGCGAGUUCAAGACACAAAGGUACGACGACAUUGACGCACCAUUGUUGUAUGUACGCAUUCAGAUUGGAGAGGCGACCUGCAGCGCCUUGAUCAAUUGCGGUGCAACUCGCAACUACAUGAGUCAGGACUUCAUGGUACGCGCCGGCCUUGGCCCACGCGUCUGGAGGAAGUCCCAUCCGACACACGUGACGUUGGCCGAUGGUCACACGCACAAGUCAAUUGACCGGUGCAUUGACAACGUCCCUGUGUAUUUCGCCCCGAAUGCACGCGAGGCCGUGUCCUUCGACAUUCUGGACACUAAGUUCGACAUGAUUUUGGGCAUGUCAUGGCUGCGAAGUGAGGACCACCCGGUGAACUUCUACCGCCGCACCGUUCACGUUCGUGACCGGGAAGGAGUAUUAGUCCCAUGCACGGUGCCUCCUCCUCACCCUUCGAUCAACUGUCAAGUGGUGUCCGCCGCAAGUAUUCGAGGUUUCAUCAUCAAGGAUGACAUUGAGGAGAUGGGGGUGUGUUUUCUCCACGCCCUCCCGCCCCAGGACACCCCAUUGACGGACGCAUCAUCGGACCCACGCAUCACUGAGCUUCUCACCACUUAUAGUGACGUGUUCGAGGCCCCGCACGGAGUAGUACCGGAUCGGCCCAUCCGCCACGAGAUCAUCCUCGAGGACGGGGCUGUACCUCCGCGUGGUUGCAUCUACCGAAUGAGCGAGGAAGAGUUAAGUGUGCUACGGGCACAACUCGACGACCUUCUGGAGAAAGGCUGGAUUCGACCUAGCUCUUCGCCAUACGGUGCACCUGUUCUCUUCGUCCGGAAGAAGAACAAGGAUUUGCGGUUGUGCAUCGACUAUUGUAAGCUCAACGCGCAAACGGUCAAGAACGCCGGCCCUCUCCCACUCACCGACGAUCUCCUGGAGCGACUGGGCGGCGCCAAGUUCUUCUCCAAGUUGGACCUCAAGUCGGGUUAUCACCAACUUGAGAUUCGCCCGGAGGAUCGAUACAAGACCGCGUUUAAAACGCGAUAUGGGCAUUUCGAAUGGCUGGUCAUGCCGUUUGGCCUUAUGAAUGCCCCAGCCACAUUCCAGGCGGCUAUGACAUUGGAGUUUCGACACAUGCUGGAUCGUUUCGUACUCAUCUACCUCGACGACAUCUUGGUGUACAGUCGGAGUUUGGACGAGCAUGUGGAGCACCUGCGCACCGUUCUGGAACGGCUACGACAGGCCAAGUACAAAGCCAACUGCGACAAAUGCGAAUUCGCGCGGCAAGAGCUGGAGUACUUGGGACACUAUGUGCCAUUCGUAUUCGAUGACGACGCGCGCCAGGCUUUCCAAGCACUCAAGACGACCAUGCUCAUGGCACCCGUCCUUAGCAUCUACGACCCUACUCUGCCUACCAGAGUGACGACUGACGCUUCCGGUUACGGCAUUGGGGCAGUCUUGGAGCAGCACGACGGUGAGGAUUGGCACCCUGUGGAGUAUUUCAGCCACAAAGUGCCUCCCAUCAAUUCUCUAGAUGAUGCAAGGAAGAAGGAGUUGGUUGCGUUCGUCAUGGCUCUCAAGCGAUGGCGGCACUUCCUUCUUGGGCGUCGUAGGUUCACAUGGGUCAUGGACAAUAACCCAUUGACCUACUACAAGACGCAGGACACGGUGAGCACCACGAUUGGACGGUGGAUGUACUUCAUCGACCAGUUUGACUUCACACCGAAACACGUUGACGGCCUCUCCAAUCGCGCAGCAGAUGCACUUUCGCGACGACCUGAUCUUUGCGCUAUGACGCAUCACGCCUUCGCGUUCGACGAGGACCUCCAGCGACACUUCAUCAGGGGCUAUCAGUCUGACCCAGAGUUUGCUACGUUGUAUGCGCAGCUAUCUUCGGAUCACCCGCCGGCCAGCCACUAUCGCAUUGUCGACGGGUACUUGCUCCUCCACUCGAGAGGCAAGGACUUGCUGUGUGUCCCACGUGACCGCCGUCUUCGGACUCGCCUUCUCGGCGAGUAUCAUGAUUCGCGACUCGCCGACCAUUUCGGAGUCAAUCGCACGAUUGCACGGCUUCAACAACGAUUCCGAUGGCCCGACCUCAUUUCCGAUGUCAUGCGGUAUUGCGAUUCUUGCGAAGUUUGUCGACGCAGCAAACCCCGCAACCGCAAUCCCUAUGGCGAGUUACGCCCGAUGCCUAUCCCCCGGGAACCCGGUAUCUCCAUUGCUAUGGAUGUCACCGGUCUGUUUCCUCGAGACCGGCUCGGGCACGACGACAUCCUCACGGUUGUGGACCGAUUGAGCAAGUACGCACGUUUUCUUCCUUGCAAGUACUACUCCAUGGCUCCCGAGUUGGCACGCCUCUUGCACACCGGAUGGAUUUGUGGCCACAGCGUACCCGAGGACAUAGUCAGCGACCGCAACACUCGUUUCAUGUCGACUAUUUGGACCUCUCUCAUGCAGGAGUCCGGCACGACGAUGAAACCCAGUUCGGCUCGGCAUCCACAGACAGACGGGCAAACGGAGCGGGCACAUCAGACCGCUCAAAUGAUGCUUCGUACACUCAUCCGUCCGGACCAGAAAGAUUGGGUUGACCGCCUCCCCGACAUCAAGUUCGCCUACAACACUUCAGUGCACCCGGCGAUCGGUGUGACUCCAUUCGAGUUGCACCACGGUGGACGGAAAGGCCGUAUCUUCGCUGAUCUUCUCCUCCCUCGACCAGCCGACAUUGACGCCGCUUGCUCUCCCGCUUCCAUCCGGAAGUACAGGGAAUUGCUGGCUCAAGCCCGCACAAACAUGCAAAAGGCUCAAGUCCGCAUGCAGCAGCAAGCCAACAGGCGCCGCGUACCAUGUCCCACCCGCGCCAAAGAUCGAGUUUGGGUCUCCUCGGAAAAGUUUGCAUUGGAACAGGAUGUCUCACGCAAACUACUCCCUAAAUGGUUUGGACCAUGGACAGUGACAUCAGCCGCGGGCGAUGAGCCCGAUGGCCCUUCAUUUGUGAUCGGCAUUCCUGAGCAUUUGGCGGUCCAUCCAGUCUUUCAUGCGUCAAAGCUGGCAACAUAUACACCAGCUAAGAGCGAUGACUUCCCGGGCCGACGAUCGCAGGACCCUCCUUCUAUGGAUGGUCAUCAGGAGGUUGACCGCGUCAUCUCAGAUCGCAAGUAUGGCAGCAAGCCGCGCCAGUACAAAGUUACAUUCAGAGCAUGCGAUCCCGACGACACUCGGUGGAUUUCAGGAACAGAUUUGAAAGCGUCUGCACCGCUGAUCUACGCUCACUACGAGCGACAGAGAGGGCUAGGGCGGGAGCAGCAGCAGCAUAGCAGGCCUUAGCAGUGGCAGCAGCUACUCUAGGGGCCAUGACUACUUCUGCAGCGACCUCUCGGGGUCAGCAGACGUCAGGGACGUACUCUAUGUCAUUUGCCUCU